Messenger RNA from Xylona heveae TC161, 2256 nucleotides. RefSeq names its product glycosyltransferase family 39 protein. Lineage: Eukaryota; Fungi; Ascomycota; Xylonomycetes; Xylonales; Xylonaceae. Gene Ontology annotation, biological process: protein O-linked glycosylation via mannose. Gene Ontology annotation, molecular function: dolichyl-phosphate-mannose-protein mannosyltransferase activity. The transcript has 6 exons. The coding region runs from base 1 to 2256 and encodes 751 amino acids. The record is from RefSeq and is a predicted model, not a curated record. Gene Ontology annotation, cellular component: membrane; endoplasmic reticulum.
AUGGCAAGCCUAGCUACUGGCGCGGACCUCAAUGGUCAUGAUGUGCGCCGGAGAAAUGUCCCCGAGUUGAAGCACAAUGGCCAUGCUUUGCAGGAGACCGAGGUGGAUGAUAAAAAGGCAAAGGGCAAGUCCAAUGCUCAGUGGCAGUCAAUCCUCCGGACUCUUGACGAAUAUGAAUUUAUCAUUGCUCCAAUCAUCUUCACGCUCCUCUCUUUUUUCACCCGUAUGUACAAGAUUAGCCAGUCUAACAUUGUCACCUGGGACGAGGCUCAUUUUGGAAAGUUCGGCUCUCACUACCUGAAACGAGAAUUCUACUUUGAUGUGCACCCUCCGCUUGGAAAGAUGCUUGUUGGUUUGUCUGGAUACAUGGCUGGUUACAAUGGCUCUUUUGAGUUCAAAUCUGGUGAUACCUACCCUGAGGAGGUGAACUAUGCCUUUAUGCGCAUUUUCAAUGCGACAUUUGGCGCGCUCUGCGUGCCAGUGGCGUACUUUACUGCUCGUGAACUCGAUUUGAAGAGGGCUGCUGUCUGGUUGGUGACGCUCAUGGUGCUCUUUGAGAACUCGUAUGCCACCAUUAGCCGAUUCAUCCUCCUCGAUUCUAUGCUUCUCUUCUUUACGUUUACGACUGUGCUUUGCUGGGCCCGUUUCCACAAGCUCCAGAAGCAGAGCUUCUCCAUCGAGUGGUGGACUUGGCUCUGCCUGACUGGUUUUUCCAUUGGCUGCGUCUGCAGUGUCAAAUGGGUUGGACUUUUCUGCACUGCCUUGGUCGGACUGUACACGGUCGAGGAUCUAUGGACCAAAUUUGGCGACGUCAAGAUGCCAAAGGUUGAACUUGCUUCUCAUUUGUUUGCUCGUGUUAUCGGCCUCAUUGUCAUUCCUACGCUUGUUUACAUGUUCUCUUUCUGGGUCCAUUUCCUCAUUCUGGAGAACAGCGGUCCUGGUGACGCUCAAAUGAGCUCAUUAUUCCAGGCAAACCUCAAGGGAACCGACGUUGGCAAGGACAGCCCGCUUGAGAUUGCCAUUGGAUCCCGCGCGACGUUGAAGAAUAUGGGUUACGGUGGUGGAUUGCUCCACUCUCACGUUCAGACUUUUCCCGAAGGUUCCCAGCAGCAGCAAGUUACUUGCUACCACCACAAGGAUGCCAACAAUGACUGGUUCUUUUAUCCGAACCGGUUCGAGCAAGACUACGACCCAGAGAGGCCGCUUCGAUUCAUUGCCGACGGCGAUACUAUUCGACUUAUCCACGCACAGACGGGCCGUAAUCUCCACUCGCAUCAGAUUGCCGCUCCCGAGACCAAGGCGGAUUACGAAGUGUCCGGUUAUGGAAACUUGACCAUUGGCGACGACAAGGAUCACUGGACAAUUGAGGUUGUCGAUGACGCUGCUUCGAGUGACCGGUCUAGAAUCCGGACAUUGACGACCUCGUUUCGUCUCAAGCAUAAUGCUCUUAACUGCUACCUGCGUGCCGGCAAUGUCAAUCUCCCACAAUGGGGUUUCAAGCAGAUUGAGACUACCUGCGUCAGGGAGAACAAGCCGCGUGAUGUCUAUACUCAUUGGAACGUGGAAAGCCACUGGAACGAGAGAUUGCCCGACGGUGACCCAGGAUCAUACAAGUCUCCAUUUUUGCGGGACUUUAUGCACCUCAACGUGGCCAUGAUGACGUCGAACAAUGCCCUCGUUCCCGAUCCCGACAAGCAGGACGACCUCGCCUCCAUGUUUUGGCAGUGGCCCAUUUUGCACGUCGGUCUCCGCAUGUGCAGCUGGGAUGACGGCGUCGUCAAGUACUUCCUCCUGGGCAACCCAGUCGUGUACUGGGGCUCGACCGCAGCGCUUGGCGCCGUCGGCCUUGUCGUGGCAUGGUACCUUCUCCGGUGGCAGCGCGGCUUCGAGGAGCUCAAACCCGCUGAAAUUGACCGCAUCCACUACUCGGGCCUGUACCCGCUGGCCGGCUGGGCGCUGCACUACCUCCCCUUUGUCGCCAUGGCCCGUGUCACCUAUGUCCACCACUACUACCCGGCUCUGUACUUUGCCAUUCUCUGCUUUGGCUUCUUUGUCGACCACGUCACGCGUCGGUCGCUCCUCCCGUCGUCCAACAAGGCGCUCAACACGUAUGCCUACUGGGCGACGUAUCUGGCCUUGUACGUCCUCGUCAUUGGCCUUUUCGCGCUCUUUUCUCCUAUUAGCUUCGGCAUGAAGGGGCCCAGUAGUCAGUGGAGAUAUCUCAAGUGGUUUGAUAGCUGGCGGAUUACUGAUUGA